Messenger RNA from Amyelois transitella, 1071 nucleotides. RefSeq lists its product as uncharacterized. Gene Ontology annotation, cellular component: stress fiber; adherens junction; Z disc. The record is from RefSeq and is a predicted model, not a curated record. The transcript has 6 exons. Gene Ontology annotation, biological process: muscle structure development; actin cytoskeleton organization. NCBI's taxonomy places the organism in Eukaryota, Metazoa, Arthropoda, Insecta, Lepidoptera, Pyralidae. Bases 1 to 1071 code for a protein of 356 amino acids. Gene Ontology annotation, molecular function: actin binding; muscle alpha-actinin binding.
AUGGCCCCAGACAUGGCCGUGUCCAUGCGCCGUACGAAGCUGAAGGCGGAGGAGGCGGCUCUCCUGGCCGGCGAGGUCAACAAGCCCUCGUGGGAGUCCAGGAACGAGGGCAUCCACGAGAGGGUCAGCUUCGAAGACUCUAUCUGGGGCUUCGACCUGGCCGGCGGCUUGUUUUAUAAGACGCCGUUGAGGGUUACUUAUGUUAAACCCGACAGCAGGGCCGAGAAGGCUGGCAUCCGCCCUGGAGACAGGCUGAAGAGGAUCAACGACAUCGACACCUCAACCCUCACCAUCCAGGAAGCCCACGAGAUCAUCAUCGAAUCGGGCAUCCACCUCCGAUUGGCUGUUACAGCACCCGAAGAUGAAGAGGAUUCUUACCAUUGUUAUGAAGAUCCCAUUGACAAUGGUUACGACAGCGAGGAGGAAAGAAGGAAAGAAGAGGAGAGAGCCAGGAAGAGACAAGUCCAUGCUAAAGUUAGCUCUUACUGGAGUUUACAAUGGCCGUGGGUGAGCAAACGGAGAGUUAUUUACCGGGAAUCCAACUGUUUCAUGGUGCCGAGCAAAUAUGAGGGUAAACACAGAGAUAAGUUCCCCGACCAACCCGUCCUCAGAUUGGACAAUUCCGUACAAUUUAAUACGAUCAGCUCAAAAACAGACCGAAAACGUGUAGAUGUAACUGAAACGACAGAAACGAUAGAAGAAAACGGGGUCGAAGUAAUGAAAUCUGAACCAGUUGAAACUAAAACUGAAUUGUUUUAUGAUAAUGCUGAUAGUAAUAACAACGUUAUGGUAAAUGGCGAUACAGAGGUACAUAAUGGAGUAAAUGGCCAUAUCAAGGAAUCAGAUGAAGACGAGAGUAUUGAAGAAGUUAGCCAAGAAGAUAAUAGUAUAAUUGAAAAUGGAAUAGAAACUGAAGAUAUAGCACAAAAUGAUAGAGAAAAUACAAAAGAUGAUGAUGUAAUAAACGAAGUCUUAGAAUCUAGCAAAGUAGAUGAGAGUGAUGAUAGUAUUCUAGACAGCAUCCUUAGUGAUAGUGAAAAUAACGAAAAUAAUAGAGCGAUUGAAAGAUAA